AUGCUGAAAUUUCUAAUCCUCUCCAUCCUUUUGAGCAGUGCUGCUGCUGCGCCCCGUGGUGCACGAAAUGGUGGCAGUAUCCGUGGGAUUGCCGAGCGCCAGUUGCAGAAGGACAAUGACAUGAACAACAACAUGGGUGGCGGUGGCGGCGGCGGCGGCGGAAAUGGCGACGGCAACGGUGGCGGCAACGGUAUCCUCGAAGUCCAUGGAUGUGAGCCUGACCCUCAAGUAGCCAGAGACUAUGUGGAUAUUCAAGGACACGCUGAUAAGGGAGAUAUGGAUUGCUAUGCCGACCCAGUCAAUGCCUGUGGGGGAGGGUGCUGUCGGUUUGACAAGUACUUUAUCUGUGAUUCCGACACAUUCCCCCACUUGGCAUGUGUUUGCAACGGCAAUACAGCACCACUUCCAGUGGUCACUCCGAACCCAACAGUUGCUCCAGUGGCUACUCCAAACCCAACAGUUGCUCCAGUGUUACCUGCUGCCACGCCUGAACCUUUUACAUUGCCACCAGCUGCAGGGGGUGUUACAUUGCCACCAGCUGCUACCUUUACGUUGCCACCAGUCAACACCACUGACAUGGGGGGCAACGCUACCAUGCGAAGUGCAGACUACGUUUUGGACCCUGAAUCGGACAUCUUUGAUUAA
Molecule: messenger RNA, 645 nt
Organism: Seminavis robusta
Lineage: Eukaryota; Bacillariophyta; Bacillariophyceae; Naviculales; Naviculaceae
Source: the annotation of a GenBank genome assembly